Molecule: messenger RNA, 1755 nt
Organism: Mesorhabditis belari
Lineage: Eukaryota; Metazoa; Nematoda; Chromadorea; Rhabditida; Rhabditidae
Source: the annotation of a GenBank genome assembly
AUGAGCAGCACCGUUGGGGCUGUGCGUCUUCUGCGUGUUCACGUCGAACCGAUCGAGGUCGAGGUGGACGAGGAUGGGGCCAUCGCUUGGACAUCACUGCAAACGGCUUUCCCAGGCUGUUCCGGUCUCUACUACAAGGGUGCUGAAUGCAAGGGAGCUGUGAAGUUCGACGGGAAAAAGUUUCUCUCGCCUGGUGGAGCGUGGAAUGAUCGGAACUACUACGUUUCACUCGGCUCCCGUUGCCAUGCGCCUUUUGGAUCGUACGAAAACGCGAGUAAACAAUUCGAGCGAUCCGUGACCGCUGUACAGAGAAUGCUUGGCUCAUCACUUUUUGAAAUGCCAGCGCGUCGCUCGGUUCGUUCGUCAAAAUCGAGUCGAGUUGUUGCAAGCGAUGAGUUAACAGCUGCCCCAGCUGGAGAAAAUGAUUCGAAUACGCCUGUCCCCACAGCACCAAUCCCCCGCGCCGAUUCACUGCCGGGAGAAGUAGAGCCGUUCAUCGAAAGAAUUGAACAUCAUCGACAUGUGAAAUCCGAGAGAAAAGACGGGGAUAUAAUUGCGGGGAUUCAAGAACGCGAGAAACUACUGAAGUCUGCACCGGAAAAACUCUCACCAAUCGAGCAACAAUUCAUCGAUUUGGCGCGGAUUUCAACGGGAAAAGACGCGAUCAUUGACGGGCAAAGAGAGGAAUUAAAGAAGGAAAAGGAACUCGUCGAAAAUGUCAAUAAAAAAUUCACAUCAAUGGAAACUGAGUUGAGUGCGUGCAAGGAACGCCUCGGAGCACAGGAAGAGGAAUUGUCUCUGCUGAGGGGGAUGAGUGCCGGACAAAUGAACACCAAUGAAAAGGUACAAUCCCUGUCCAUGCAACUUCUCGCGAAAGACGACGAAUUGUCGAAUUGUCGGGGUGAACACGCGAGACGAGUCGCCGAAUUGAGUCAAGAGAAUCUGCAAGUCAAAGAGAGAGUCGCCGAAUUGAGUCAAGAGAAUCGGCAAGUCAAAGAGAGAAAUGAGAUCCUAACUAGCGAGCUCGACAAAGCGCGGAAUUCGGCUGAUCUUUAUCGGAUUGAGGCCCAAAAACUCGACUCUGAUCAGCAAUUGCUCGAGGCCGAGCUGGGCGUAUUGCGGGAAAUUCGCGAUGAGCUGCGAAUUGAGUCCCCAGAAAUGGCGACAAAAUGGCGACAACGAAUGGAGAGUCUCGCGAAGAGUGCCGAUGAUCACGAGAAGCUGAAAACGGCAUAUGAGCGGAUCGAAACCCAACAUCACGAGAUCCAAGAGCUAUCCUCAAAACUGACAGACGAGAACAGUCGACUGAUGACAAGAAAUCGGGAAUUGACGGAAAGAGUCGAGAAAUUCGAGCAAGAAUUCGAUGUGAUCAAUCAGAAAUGGAAAGAGACAACCAAAGAGAAGGAACAGAUUUGGGAGGAAAUGAAAAUCACCCUCGAGAAAGAUCUCGAAGCGAAACGCCGAGAGCUCGAAGAAGUCCAAGCCACUCUUUCAACUGUUGCCAGCGACGCUGCAACGAACGCUCAGAGGAUUUCCGAGUUGGAGCACUCCCGCGAUGAGCUUCGUCGUCUCCUCGACGCGAACGAGUACAAGUUUCAGGAGCCAUUGAAAAGACAAAUUCGCACGUUGUCUGAUGAGUUGAGUGAGAGUCAAGAGCGAUGCAAACAAUUGAACAGCCUCGUGACGAAUCUAACAUCGGAUGCGAGGAAUAGUCAACAAGAUGUCACCGAUUUCUACUAUGGAGCAAGUCGAAUU